AGUGUGUUAAAGUGUGCCUCAUGGCAGUGAUGUUAGUUUCAGCAGCGGCUGCUAUACAGUGUUACAACUGCAGACUAGAGGUCCCGCCAAGUACAAAAGUAACAACAGAGUACAAGAUCUAUGAGCUAGAGGGGGACGUUGUGAAGGAAGUGUGUAAUAAGACCAAGUGUGAGGAGAAGUGUGUGACCAUUAAAGAUACUGGUGCCGUGAACGAAACAGGAACAGUUUACUACCAGACGUGUGAUGGCGAGGAUGCUGUUUGUAAUUUCUUUGGGAUCGAAGAAGAAUACUGUAACAAAACAACAUGUGCCGUUGACUUGUGUAACAACAACGGAGAGAGCAAGAUAGCGUAUACUCUGAGUCUUGUUUCCGUGGCGAUUGUUUACUUGUUUUGGUGAAGGAGCAGUCAAUGUUCAUGUUUGUGCUUUUUCUGAACUAGCUGUUGACAUGAUGAUUUCAAUCAAAGUUUAUUUUGAAGUUUACUAAAUUGCUAUAAUGACUUUUCCCCAAAAAGCUGUAUUAUAGUAUAAAUGUAGUUUUAUAGAUGUGUUUUUUAAGCUUUUAAGGCAUUUUUAUACAAAAUUGUAUGUUUUUUGCGUGAUGAGUUUGACUUUAAGCAAGUACAGUUUGAAUAAUUCCACUCGGCAAUUUUCUUUGCAGGGAUAGGUCAACGGCUUUGUGAACGAUAUUAAAUCAAUUAUUUGUAAUUAUGUUCCUACUUAUAAUCAGUA
This is a messenger RNA of Bolinopsis microptera, 731 nucleotides long. RefSeq lists its product as uncharacterized. The record is from RefSeq and is a predicted model, not a curated record. NCBI's taxonomy places the organism in Eukaryota, Metazoa, Ctenophora, Tentaculata, Lobata, Bolinopsidae. The transcript has 4 exons. The coding region runs from base 21 to 398 and encodes 125 amino acids.